UCCCAGCGCUCGUCGGAAACAGCGGCCGCCCAGAAAGCCCCACCAACCCCCCGCGGCGCAAAACCCUAGCAGACCCAGUGAUCUGCUGAUGGUGAUGGAGCAACAAAUCCGCGGCGCCAGUGGCACUGGCAGCGAGGUACCGGUGGUCAAUAAGCCAGAGGACGCGGUGCCGGUGGUGCUGCCGCUCGGCCCGAUCGACCGGGAGGAGGCCCUGUUGCCUGCGACACAGGAAGCCGUGGCGCAUCAGGUAGUAAAAGAAGUUGAUGAUAGUGGCACCAACAACUAUGGAACCAGCAAAAACACAAAAGACAACAACACGAUCCACAAAAGAAAAUUUGAAGCCUUGGAGACUAAUGUUGCUACCAAUACCAACACAGAACAUGGGGAUGGUCAGAGCCCCACAGAAGACAUACAAGCUAGUGUCCAGAUGGAUAAGAACAGAACAGAGAACAACUCUAAAAGUAGAAACAUUCCCCAAGAUAUCAUUGUGAUACCAGAUGUUGAUCCUGUAAUUAACGAUCAAGCCUUGAAAAGCCAAAAGGGGAAAGUCACUGAAAAGUCUGAUGGCAUCACAUGUAACAUGUAUUUUCAGAGGUAUGCAACACUGCGAUUACUUCAGAAGAUGCGAGAUGAUACACUCCACGAGCAUCAUGUUCUUGGAGAUCGAAAUGCUGAGUACGAAAUGGACAUCCAAACUCUCUUAACAGAAACAGAGAUGACACCAAAAUUAACGUCAAUCCUAAAGAAACAUGAGAAUAUUUGGAAGACGAUGGAAGCUGCCAAUCCAAUCAGCUCUGGAGAAGGAUGCCAAACUAUGAACAUAAAGAGGAAGAAGUUGAAAGAAGCCUUACUUCUACGGAACAAUUGCCAGGCAAGAAACAUCACCUAUUGUAAAUUGUUAUGA
Messenger RNA from Sorghum bicolor (sorghum), 904 nucleotides. RefSeq lists its product as uncharacterized. Lineage: Eukaryota; Viridiplantae; Streptophyta; Magnoliopsida; Poales; Poaceae. The record is from RefSeq and is a predicted model, not a curated record. The transcript is spliced from 7 exons. The coding region runs from base 89 to 904 and encodes 271 amino acids.